CACACAACUACAUAUUGAACUUUUUUUUUGUUUUGAUGUGGUGUGUGCCAUUUAUCGAUGAUCGAAGACGACACAGAGAAGAAACAAAGUAUCCAUCGACACUGCGUUUAAACAAAUAUAUUUUUCAUCAAAAUAAAUACCGACAAAAAAGCUGUAAAAACAAAAAUUAUUACAACAGUUCAAUCACAACCGCCGUAAAAAAACACAAACACAAAAUUGUAUUUUGUAAAAAGAAAAAAAAAUUUUAGAACAUUGUCAAAGUAAUUAAAAGGUUUCAAUUCCGUCUGCAAUUGCUUUAUUUUGAUCUCAUGUGUGCAAAAGAAUAACAGAUUAUUUUCGGUUCUAUGUACAUGUUAAACAAUUUCAUACAUGCGAUAUAAAACGUCCGGUGAACGAAUAAUAAUAAUCAGAACACAAUAAAAAAUGGGUGCGCAUCGAAGCGAUAAAAUAUCACUUCCACCAUUGGGUGCAUAAUACAAGUGAAAGAGCGCAUUCUAAAAGACAGCGAAAAAAAACACAAUCGCUUCCGAGUCGUUUAUUCUGGCCAGUUUUGGUGCCAUCGGUUGACUUAUUAAAAAAAAAAAACACUAUAAAUGCCAGUUGAUCAACAAUAAAAUGAAAUAGUUCCAUGUGACAUACAAAGUAGCUUUUCUCUGAUGAUUUAAGUGAGUGAAACAUUGUUGAAGCUUAUACAGCAAACCGUUUGUGUCUGUGGUGACAUAACCAUACGAUUCAUUAACGAAAAAAAAACACAAUCUCUUUGCGAUUUACGUGAGAUUGAAGGCAUAAUUAACUUUUAUUCGCAUAGACAUUCAACAGAUUGUGUUGGCGCACUGAAACUGUAAACAUCGCGAAAUAGAAGCUGCAAAAAAAAUAUUGACACAAAUUAACACCUUUGCAUCACAAAAAGCUGUUGUUUGAAUCGGAACAAAUGUGCAACAUUGAAAUGUACAUAGUGCGUCACUGGCUGGUUCAUUAGUUACAAAAUAGCAAGUGAAUUGAAGUGAUUUGUAUUUCGUACUUUCCAUUGGGUUUGUCGACAAUCAGAGCUGGAGCUGUUGUGAAUAAUAUGUACAUUUUUGCAGAACACUUGUGUCAGCGUCUAUUUUUAUAACGGAAUUUCGUUGCGAGUAAACACAUCGCCGGAUAAAAACGAAAAACAACCUACUCUUGAACAUUUAUAUAUUUUUGUUUGUUCUGAAACCUGUUUGUGCAACAAUUUUUCAUCAAAACUUAUCAUUUCUUAAUAUAGACGUAUGCAUUCGGGAAAUGUGAAAUUUCAACAUUUUUUUUUUUUUUUCAUAAUAUGAUAAGAAAUUAAGUAGCUUUUGUUUGCGGAUUAAAAACGUUUUUUUCAUAAAAAAAAAGUGAUCUUGAAUAAAAAAACAGCAUUUGAUACGAAAAUGUAUUGGCUGGCACACAUUGAGGGUGGACCACGUCGGGUCAAUCAUACGGCUGUGGCGAUUGGUGAUUUUAUUUACAGUUUUGGUGGCUAUUGUAGCAACGAAGACUAUCGAUCGUUGAAUACAAUUGAUGUGCACGUAUUGAAUACACAAAAUUUGCGAUGGUCACAGGUGCCACAGCGAAAAAAUGAACACGGUUUGUUGCUACAAUAUCCAGAAGUACCAUUUCAACGAUAUGGCCAUACGUCGGUUGCAUACGAGCACAAAGUUUAUAUGUGGGGCGGACGAAAUGAUGAAACUGGUUGUAAUAUCUUGUUUUGUUUUGACACACUAACAUUGCGAUGGUCAAAGCCAGAGGUGACUGGCGAUAUUCCUGGUGUUCGUGAUGGACACAGUGCUUGCAUCAUUGAUCAUUUUAUGUACAUUUUUGGCGGUUUCGAAGAGGAAAUCAAUCAAUUUUCGUGCGAUGUGCAUAAAUUAAAUUUGAAAACGAUGCAUUGGUCCUAUAUUCGAACGACUGGUCAACCACCAAGCUAUCGUGACUUUCACACUGCCACCAUUUUGAAUGAUCGCAUGUAUAUCUUUGGCGGACGAGGCGAUACACACAGUCCAUAUCAUUCACAAGAAGAAAUUUAUUGUUCGCAAAUUGUUUAUUUGGAUUUGAGGACACGAGAAUGGAUACAUCCAAAUAUAACCGGUGCUGUACCGAUCGGAAGGCGAAGCCAUUCGGCUUUUGUGUAUAAGAAUUUACUGUACAUUUUUGGCGGAUAUAACGGUAUCAACGAUCAACAUUUCAACGAUUUGUAUUGCUUCGAUCCGGAAAAGAAUCGAUGGAGUAUGAUCGCAACCAGAGGCAUCGUACCGAAACCACGUAGGCGUCAAGUGUGUUUGGUUAUUGAUAAACGAUUAUAUUUAUUCGGAGGAACUAGUCCAUCUGAAAAUAAUACAAUGCGCGGUGGUCACGGCCAAAAGUUAUUCGAUUACAGUGAUACACAUGUGUUGGAUUUCGAGCCGAAUCUAAAAACAAUGUGUCUCAUGUCAGUCAUUGAAAACGAUUUGGAUCAAUCUUAUUUGCCGUUUGAUAUCAGAUGGGAGAUAAGAAAUAUGACACACGCCAACAAUAUCAGUCGACCGUUGAACAACACCGGAUAGAUAUCAUCAUACUAUCAUAAAUCAUCAUAAUGUAAGAUACACUCAAAUACUUUGUGGUGACAAAGUGUUUUGCAUUCGCAAUUUAAUAUUUUGUACCGAUUUGUUGAAUGGAUUCUUUCCGUAUAUUUUGUGCAAACGGUCCGACCUUAAAUACCGAAUAUAAUUUGAUAAAAAACACUAGUAGAGGAGCAUUAGAAAAAGCCUAUUAUUCAUUUCGUUACCAAAAUAAAAAAUAAGAAAAACAAAUGAUCUUGACCGAUAGACAAUUUAUAGAAGAGUUGCUGAUAAUUUAGUAAAUACUCUAAUACCAAUUGAAUUCACUUUGAGGCAGGAUUUUCUCUUAAUCAGAAAUGUAAUUUUUUUCUUCAUAAAUGAACGCAUUUUUUACCAGAAAUCUAUAAUUUUUCAUAAAACAUUACUCGAAAUACAAACUUAAUCACAGAUUGACACACACACACACAUAUAAUAAAAAUAGUUUACAACUUUUUAAUAGGAAUUAAUUUAAUAUAUCAGUUACCACUAAUAAUUUAUGAAAAUAUACAAUAAUAAUAAUCAUUGAAUUCAAUUUGGAAUUUUGACGAAAAAGAAAAAAAACAUUUUUAAUCAUUUGUGAACUGGACCAAUGCGAUUUUAUGGGAUGGUAACAAAUUCGACAUAAAUCGAGCAUUGAAAUUGUAUGCUUUUUCUUCUGAUCUUUUGAAAUAAUUGUGAUCAUAAGCCCGUAGAGCAAUGUUUAUAAUAAUAAAACCAAAAGUUGAACGAUAUCGAAUCCUCAACCGACAAGUUUGAAGACAAAAAAAAGUUAUUUAUUACCAACAUUUGUCAUACAUUUUUUUGUUGUUGAAUUCUCGAUAUCACUAGAUUACAAAUAAGUUAGGGUUUCCAUAUGGAAAAUAAAGUAACAUUAUUAUCAAUAAGAACCGCAUUUGAUUUAAAAUUUAGCCCCAGCAAUGUGUGAGUUUAUCGAAUUACUUACAUAAUAAACGAAAAAAAAAACACACAUAUAAGUGUACACUUGAAAAGAUGUUACAAAAAUAAUUCGAAAUAAUCAAGAAUAUUUUAAUCUGUGUUAUAUAUAAGACGGUAAUUGUUACAUCCGAAAACAUUUAUUAUAUUGGAAAUGUUUAUUUUUUUAAAAAAAUACACACAUAUAUACAUGAAAAUUAAAUAAAACACACAAUAUAUACAACUUCAA
Contarinia nasturtii (swede midge) is the source of this 3750-nucleotide messenger RNA. Its product is annotated as kelch domain-containing protein 3. NCBI's taxonomy places the organism in Eukaryota, Metazoa, Arthropoda, Insecta, Diptera, Cecidomyiidae. Gene Ontology annotation, cellular component: cytoplasm. The transcript is spliced from 4 exons. Gene Ontology annotation, molecular function: protein binding; chromatin binding. Bases 1404 to 2555 code for a protein of 383 amino acids. The record is from RefSeq and is a predicted model, not a curated record.